Molecule: messenger RNA, 387 nt
Organism: Sparassis crispa
Lineage: Eukaryota; Fungi; Basidiomycota; Agaricomycetes; Polyporales; Sparassidaceae
Exons: 5
Coding region: 1-387 (128 amino acids)
Biological process (GO): microtubule-based movement
Cellular component (GO): cytoplasm; cytoplasmic dynein complex
Molecular function (GO): dynein intermediate chain binding
Source: RefSeq, a predicted model, not a curated record
AUGGCUUCGGGCUUGCGUUCACCUACCACGCCCCGCUCCGGCGCGGCCUCGCCACGCCAGACGUUCGAUGUGGAGUUGCUGCGCGCGUAUAUGAAGAAACUCCUCCAGACGACCUUGCACAACGCUAGCUGGCCAGAACCGAGGGAGCGCGACCGCAUCAAGGCGUGGAUGAAGGAGAUCGGCGAACGGGUCAAGGAACGAAUGCUUGAGAUACAACCUAGAGGAUUUAAGUUUAUCGUUAUGACACAGAUCAAUGAAAAUUUGGGGCAGGGAGGGAGAGCAGAUAUGGCGUGCCACUGGGAAGACUCGGAUGCUGUAGCUCAGGAAGUAUUUUCAAAUAAUUCCAUCAUUUGCAUAUGUAUCGCAUUCGCCGUACGGACAAUUUGA